AUUAGUAUUUGUUAAUUUUUUUAAUUUUAAUUUAUGGCAUAGAGGAGCGUGAAGGGUAGGUGGGUUAGUAAAUGAAUGUACAAAGUGGAGAUAUGAAAAUUGAUACUCAUCAUUGUUAACCUAAAGAUCGUUUUCGUGAGCAUUAAUGUAGAGUAUUGCAGACAAGGAUACAUAAUUAGUCGAGUAAAGUACCAACCCGGUUCCUGUCCAUUUCCCAAAAUGUCAAGACGAUCCUUAACCAAAAACACGUUCCAUUAUAGUCUCUGACCCUGAACUUUGUCUGCCAACCCGGUCCUUCUGUCACUUUCACGGCGGAAAGUCGACGGAAAAUGCUGAAAUGUGAAGGCUAGGGUAUGACACGGAUGGCUCGGAUUGUUACGUAGAAGAUGAAAUCCUACGUGACAAGAUGAAAUGGACAGGGGCCUUUUUGUCCUCGUCCAAAAAACAAAAACGAUGGCAUUUUGAGGGUUUAGGGUUGUUUAUUAGACAAGUCUGGUCGUCUAUCUUCCCUGUUUUGUGCAUGAAACUGAUACCACCAUGAGCAAUAACAGAGAUCGUGGGAUUGGAAGAGAUGCGUCGGACGAUGAGGGCAGGAGUAUUUCUGUGAGCUCCGUUGGUAGUGCUGGAGUGAGGAUGAAGAAAAGAUUCGUUGCCCCGAAAUGCAAUUGUGGGAUUCAUGCAAUUCUAUUCAUGUCAUCAACACAGUCGAACCCUAAGAUGCUAUUCUUUGGAUGCUUAAAUUUUAAGGCUGCACAAGGUCGGUGCAAAUAUUUUCAACAGUUGGAUGAAUAUGUUUCACUGUUUGAAGAGGAGCAAAUAAAUGAUGACAGUCCUUAUGGUCGGAAUCGAAAGCAAAAUCAUUUUUUGGAUGCAGCCGUUUGGAUGGAGGAGAAAGUGACAAAGUUAGAGGACAGAGUUUCUGGGUUAGAAUUGCAGAUGAAAAAUUCUAGCCACGUUAAGUGUAAUAGGUGGUUUAGUUAUCCAUUGAUAGUUGUUGUGUUUGUCUUUGGAGUUGUAUGUGCAAAUUAUCUCCUUUAG
Molecule: messenger RNA, 1038 nt
Organism: Arachis stenosperma
Lineage: Eukaryota; Viridiplantae; Streptophyta; Magnoliopsida; Fabales; Fabaceae
Exons: 2
Coding region: 538-1038 (166 amino acids)
Source: RefSeq, a predicted model, not a curated record